This is a messenger RNA of Anopheles stephensi (Asian malaria mosquito), 820 nucleotides long. Its product is annotated as calcium and integrin-binding protein 1-like. The transcript has 5 exons. The coding region runs from base 113 to 670 and encodes 185 amino acids. The record is from RefSeq and is a predicted model, not a curated record. NCBI's taxonomy places the organism in Eukaryota, Metazoa, Arthropoda, Insecta, Diptera, Culicidae. Gene Ontology annotation, molecular function: calcium ion binding.
AAUAAACACAAAUAUUUUCUCUUGUGCAAACUUUAGUUCAUAACAAUUUUUCUUUGUGCAAACUCCUGCCAAUACCCAAUAUUUCGCACCCUACUUCAGUCGAAAAGAAGCAAUGGGCCAGGUAAAGAGCCAGUUUAGUGAGGACGAGCUGCAAGAUUAUGAAGAUUUGACAUACUUUACGAAGAAAGAAAUUUUGUACGCACACAAGAAGUUCAAGAAUCUCGCGCCUGAGAAAGUGGGACACAACAAGAAUGCAAAGCUCUCCAUGAGCAAAGUCCUUGAGUAUCCGGAACUGAAGGCCAACCCGUUCGGGGACAGAAUCUGCAUGGUAUUUAGCUCGAGCAACGAUGGCGAUAUAACGUUCGAAGAUUUUCUCGACAUGAUGUCCGUGUUUUCCGAUGCUGCACCAAAGUCGGUAAAGGCUGAGCACGCCUUCCGGAUCUAUGAUUUCGAUGGUGACGAUAUGAUAGGCAGGAAUGAUUUGAAACUAGUCAUUCAACGGCUGGUGGAUAACAAUUCCGAUCUAGGCCACAGCGACAUUGAUCAACUGAUUAAUAACAUCUUGGAGGAAGCUGAUUUAGAUGAUGAUGGAGCACUGUCGUUUGCAGAAUUUGAGCAUAUUAUCGACAAAUCGUCAGAUUUCAUUAACUCCUUCCGCAUACGACUAUAACUUGCGGUUGCGUCUCCCACCCGCCCAACCUAUAUUACUCAAACAUGUUCGAAUGUAUCACUAACGAAUCAUUUAGUCCAACUCGUGAUGUAAGUUAAGUAUAUGUAAACGCACAUUUUCAUAAUAAAAUUGUAUUUUUAUUGUUUUGAA